AUGGCAUUAGCGACGUCGUCAACAACAAAAACACAAUCAGCUGGUUCAUCAUCUAUUGUUCCUGUCAGUCAUCCACAAUUUACGCGUAAUGCAUCAUGUCCAACUCAACGAACAUUGUCAUCAACGAUGAAUAAUUCACUUCAGAAAAAGUAUAGUUCAUCAUCUCAUACUUUGCAGACAUAUUUCAAUCAAGUCGAUCAACGUUCAAACACGAUUCCAUCACAGCAUUCGACCAAUUUAGAAAAUAAAAAUUUUCUUCAACGACUCAAAACUCGUGUUGUCAACUUAUUUAAACAUAUGUCAUAUGGUGGCAAUCCAAUAAAUAAUGAUGAUAAUCUAUUGGAUAUAAAUCAACAAUCAACAUUUAUUUACGAUCCUGAACUUGAUUUACGAGAAGAACAUUUAUCACUCGUUGCCAAACGUCUAUUGACCACAUUACGCGAAAGCAAAAUCAAACAUUUAUCAUGUGACAAUCUGUUUAUUCCAUGCAAUCAUAUUCGUAACAUUGCGCGACAAUGUUUGAUCAUGUCAGCUGAAGAACCAUUUGGUAUUAUGGGUGCGCAAAUCAAAAUCAAACUCACUCUUCUCUCACCCAACCUCACGACAACAAUCACCAAAUAUUUGCCGAUCAUUCAGAUUAACCCGAAACAAAAGACCACGUUCGAAAUCGAAAUCGAUCUUCAUGAAGAUACGAAAGUGUUUACGAUGCGACGACUUCUUCCAUCAAUGAAGAUGUUCAAACAAAUGAGAGAACGAAGUCCAUUGUAUGUAAGUCCCCGGUGUAUUCUUGUGAAAAAUGUCUUCUAUAAAACAGCUGAACCCAAACGAGCUAUUAUCAAUUCAUCCUGA
Molecule: messenger RNA, 849 nt
Organism: Adineta ricciae
Lineage: Eukaryota; Metazoa; Rotifera; Eurotatoria; Adinetida; Adinetidae
Source: the annotation of a GenBank genome assembly